Messenger RNA from Prorocentrum cordatum, 1298 nucleotides. The record is from the annotation of a GenBank genome assembly. NCBI's taxonomy places the organism in Eukaryota, Dinophyceae, Prorocentrales, Prorocentraceae.
GGAGAGGCUGGGUCAGGACCAGGUCCCCCCAGCAAGCGACGUGGCUGGGGAGAUCGAGGCAGUGUCAUGAUGGAGAGGGCUUGUGCUCCCCGAGGUGCUGGCGACCAGAGAAGAGGAACCUCCCGGAGAAAGGGCGGUCCGAGCUCUUGGAUUACAUGGUUCGGGCCAUGGGGACGGAAACCAUGGCACGCAUGAGCGUGGACGGUUUGGGUUUCAUGCUGAGACGUGCUGCUGGGAAGGUUACCCAGGAAGUUUUCGGUAAGGAGGCUGCGGACAAGGUUCCGACCCGAAUAUCAGUUCGUUUGGGGUUCCAGAGUGGUGGUGCGACGUCGCAAGGCACCUUUCUGUGAUAUUGAGCCUCAUAGCAGAGGUUCUCAAGUUUUGGCGGCCUUGGUGUCGAGUUCGUUCGUCAUUGUCGAGAUCACCGCCGUUCACCGUCGAAGGUGUCGUCGGUCGCCGUCGUCGUCGUCGUCCGCCGUCGUCGUUCGUCGUCGGCCGUCGUCGGCCGUCGUGCGCCGUUGUCGUCCACCCACUGGCAGUUUCCCCAGGGGGGUCAGUAGUCGUCGCAUGCGUGUGGCGUGGCCGCUCGUUCCCAGACCUCCCCUUGCGAGUGACGAUAUUCAGCUGCCUUGGUCGUCCGUCGGCAUGGGUGCCGUCGGCUCCCGUCGUGGAGCCCCCGUCGUGGCCGCGCCCCCGCAGUGGAGGUGCCCGAGCCCUGCGAGCGCAGUGAGGGCCCGUGCGCUGCCCGCCUCUCGGAACGGCAGACUUGCCCUUCGUCGCAACAGUCUUGUAGGCAUCGGUAGGUUAUUGUUUGAAUAUUUGAAGGGCGGACUCGUGUCCAUUCCGACCAGCGCAUCUCAACAGGGGACCCCAGACAGGGGGCCUUCGGAGAGACCGUGGACCGACGUGUCCAUUGUUCUCCUGCUCCUGCAUUCUCCGCAGCUCCUCAUCCUUUCCUUCUCCUAUCCCAACUGCAGCGCCCAGCUCUCGGGUUCUCCCCUCCUCGUCUUCGCCCCGUUGGAUCGCCGCCAGAGGCGCGCCGGUGCCCUCGGGCAACGGCGCUCGGAGGCGCCUCGCUCCGCCCUCGGAAGGGGUGUGGACCUCGAGUUGUUGCCGCUCGUCGGUGGCCAAGCACGGCGACCUGCACAGGCGUGAGUGGCGCUCGAGGGAAAGAGGGCGCACUGUUCCCGGUUCUCCGACGUCUCUGCUGGGUUGUCCUUCGCAGGGCUCCCUGGGUUUUUGUUGAGCCUUGGCCUCCUCCAUUUCCUCGUGAGCCCUCUCUCCUUUCCUCCUGUCCC